This is a messenger RNA of Lobosporangium transversale, 447 nucleotides long. RefSeq lists its product as hypothetical. NCBI's taxonomy places the organism in Eukaryota, Fungi, Mortierellomycota, Mortierellomycetes, Mortierellales, Mortierellaceae. The coding region runs from base 1 to 447 and encodes 148 amino acids. The transcript is spliced from 2 exons. The record is from RefSeq and is a predicted model, not a curated record.
AUGGCUAUUGCUCGAGCAUACAAAGCAUACAAAAACUAUGAUUGUUUCACUUACAAUUCUGUGAAGGGAGAAUCAGUCUCCCAAUCAUUGUUGCCUCGAGCGCUUAACAGCGCUAAUGAGGGAACCCCUCGCAGUUCUCGCUACUGCCAUACUGGGUUUGGGCUUUCCGGACCGCAUUCGAGAUGGUAUAUGUGCGAGACACAUCCCACCAAUAUUUCCGGCACCAAUCGCAUCACGAUCAAAUACACCAUGCAUCUGCGGUUGUAUUUUAACCGUAGUAGAACUGAUUCUAGGGAGCUGUGCGAAAUCUAUGAAUACCACCUAACAAAAUGGCCUAAUGCUAUUCUCUGCUGGAGACAAAGAUUCGAGCCUGCAAUCAAACGAUUUUCUAAAUCUCGAAUGUCAGCCGUUUUUAGAUCAAUAUGGAGAUUCGUAACGUACCUCUAG